This is a messenger RNA of Anolis carolinensis (green anole), 2472 nucleotides long. RefSeq names its product nuclear autoantigenic sperm protein (gene nasp). The transcript is spliced from 15 exons. Gene Ontology annotation, molecular function: histone binding. Gene Ontology annotation, cellular component: nucleoplasm. NCBI's taxonomy places the organism in Eukaryota, Metazoa, Chordata, Lepidosauria, Squamata, Anolidae. The coding region runs from base 165 to 2357 and encodes 730 amino acids. Gene Ontology annotation, biological process: CENP-A containing chromatin assembly; DNA replication-dependent chromatin assembly. The record is from RefSeq and is a predicted model, not a curated record.
GGCGUGUCCUCAGGGGGCUAUAUAAGCAUCCAGAGGGGCGUCGGGCUGCAUUUGUCUGCCGAGUGUGGUCCCUUUUUCCUUGAGAAUUUUUGUCGGCGGUCAUUUUUGUCUGCCGAGGAGGCUCGAGCCAGGUUUUGUCCCUCUGUGGGAAAACGAGUUUCAGAAUGGCAGAAGAAUCUGCUGCUCCAUCCACCUCUGCUGACAAAACUGAGAGUAUGAAUGUGGAUGGAGAAGCCAAGAAGCUACUUGGUUUGGGACAGAAAAACCUGGUAAUGGGAGAUAUUCCAGCUGCUGUGAAUGCAUUCCAGGAAGCUGCGAGUUUGUUGGGUAGGAAAUACGGUGAAACAGCAGAUGAGUGUGCUGAAGCUUUCUUUUUCUAUGGGAAAUCUCUUUUAGAAUUGGCAAGAAUGGAAAAUGGAGUGCUAGGAAAUGCCCUAGAAGGUGUUCAGGUGGAAGAAGAGGAAGAAAAAACAGAAGAUGCAAUUGUAGAAAGCACUGAUAAUAUAGAUGAAGAAGAAAGGGAGGAAUUAAGAGAGCAGGUAUAUAAUGCCAUGGGGGAAAAGGAUGAAUCCGGAAGAACUGGUGAAGAGUCUGUGGUAAAAACUGAAGUGAAGAUGCAGCCGAAAACCAAGAAUGUAGAAAUGGAAGACGCUAAGGAAGAAACAUUAAAUGAGACAGCUGUGGAUGUAGAUCAUAAUACCCUUGAGGAGAAAAAGGAAAAACAGGAGAAAACAGAAAUGCAGGUAGAGGCAGUUCAAGAAAAGGAGGGGGGCAGUGGAGUAUCUCCUGAGGAUCCUCUUGAAGAUAAAGCCAGGGAUGAGAAACCAGUGGCUGAAGAAAGGGCAAGUAAAGAAAAAGAAGAGCUAGAGAUGGCUGAAAAGGCUCUAGAAGAUAACACUGUAAAGGGUACAAUGGCUUUAGAAAUGACAUCUGGAGAAGCAAAGUCAGUAGUAAAAGAAAUGCCAGAAGCAGCGGGAGAAGACACUGUAGAAAAACAAGUGACUGCAGAAGGGGAAGAUAAAGCAGUUCUAGAGAAGACGGAAGGAAAACUGGUAACUUUGGUUCCUGAAAAACAGGCAGGCAUAAUGGAAAACAAUGCAGUAGUAGAGGAAUUAACAAAGGCUUCAGAUGAGGCAAUAGAAGGAAAGGAAAUGGCCAUAGCUGUUGAAAAAGUAGAAUGUGAGAUAGAGAAAGCAGAAGAACACCCAGCUAGAGCUAGUGAUGAGAAUGUGGAAACAAUGGAUCACGCAGAACAGGUGGUGGACUCCAAAGAGAAAGAAGAACUAAAGGAACCCUUGGCUUCAAAAGAUGUAUUGCUUUCCGUUCCAAGUGAAGAAAUGACUCCUGGAGGGACCAAUGACAAAUGUGAUGAAGUACAAACUGAAGAGAAAGUUGAAGUUGCUGCUAAGUUAGAAAAGGAAGAUGAAAAGGAUGAAGAGAUGAGAGAGGGUGAAGAGACAGAAGGAUCAGAAGAGGAAGACAAAGCUGAAGAGGAUGAUGACAAAGCUGAAGAGGAUAAAGAAAAUGACUCUACAGUUGAAGAAAAGGAGAGUGAAGAAGAUGAAGUUGGGAACUUGGAAUUGGCCUGGGAUAUGUUGGAGUUGGCCAAAGUAAUAUACAAAAGACAGGACACUAAAGAAGCUCAACUUCUUGCUGCUCAGGCUCACCUGAAACUAGGAGAAGUUAGCAUUGAAUCUGAAAACUAUGUUCAAGCUAUAGAAGAGUAUCACUCUUGCCUGAAUCUUCAACAGAAAUAUUUAGAGGCCCAUGACCGCUUGCUUGCAGAAACUCACUAUAAUCUGGGAUUGGCCUAUCACUACAAUGAUCAGUAUGAUGAAGCAGUGCAGCAGUUCAGUCAAUCAAUGGAUGUCAUUGAUAAAAGACUGGAAAUGUUAACUGAAGGUCUAAAGGCAAAAGGGGAAGGAUCCACUGAAGAUGAGAGAGAAAUUGAGGAACUCAAGGGACUGCUUCCAGAAAUUAAAGAGAAGAUUGAGGAUUCAAAGGAGUCUCAGAAGAGUGCAAGAGUAGCUGAAAUAGCUCUUAAAGCAAGUCUGGUUGGUGGAUCAUCAUCUAGCUUUUCACAGGGAACUGAAAGUGGUUUGGCUUCAACAAUCCCAGUGGGACAACAAUCUGAUGGAGCAUCUCAGUGUAUUACAGACAUUUCUCAUCUUGUUAGGAAAAAGAGGAAACCAGAGGAAGAACCUCAACAGGGAGACAAUGAAGCUAAGAAAUCUAAACCAGAGUCGGCUGUCAAUGGUGGUGAUGCAGCCCCCAGUGGAAAUGAUGAGGUUGCAGAGAAAAUGGAAGAGGAGACAGAGGGAAGGCCACAAGUUGAAACUGUUCAAAGCUCUGUAUGAUAGUUCUUUUAUCCCUGACACUCCUCCCUCCCAAGGACCGUGGGUUUUGUAUAUAAUGUAUUUUUUUCACUUUUGGCAGUUUUUUCUAUUCAAUAAAGAUUGUACCAAACAUUAA